Molecule: messenger RNA, 2643 nt
Organism: Onychomys torridus (southern grasshopper mouse)
Lineage: Eukaryota; Metazoa; Chordata; Mammalia; Rodentia; Cricetidae
Gene: Pstpip2
Product: proline-serine-threonine phosphatase interacting protein 2
Exons: 15
Coding region: 155-1159 (334 amino acids)
Biological process (GO): actin filament polymerization
Cellular component (GO): cytoplasm; actin filament; plasma membrane
Molecular function (GO): actin filament binding
Source: RefSeq, a predicted model, not a curated record
UCGGAGCGACAGUGGAACUCCGAAGUUGCGCCGAACCUUGGCCUUGACCGUCAGAGCUCCUGGCGCGAUCCCUCCCGCUGUCCUUCUCCGCCGCCACCCGCUGUCCUUCUCCGCCGCCACCCGCUGUCCUCCGCGUCCAGCCCUCUGCGCCAGCAUGACGGGCUCGCUGUUCAAGGCAAACUUCUGGAGCACGGACAUUCUCAGCACUGUCGGCUACGAUAGCAUCAUCCAGCAUCUGAACAAUGGCCGCAAGAACUGCAAAGAAUUUGAAGACUUUUUAAAAGAAAGGGCAGCAAUUGAAGAGAAAUAUGGCAAAGAUCUGCUGAGUCUCUCCAGGAAGAAGCCAUGUGGACAGUCCGAGAUCAAUACCUUGAAGAGAGCCCUUGAGGUCUUCAAGCAACAAGUAGACAACGUGGCCCAGUGUCACAUCCAGCUUGCGCAUACGCUAAGAGAAGAGGCCAGGAAGAUGGAGGAAUUCAGGGAAAAGCAAAAGCUGCAGCGGAAAAAGACAGAAACUAUAAUGGAUGCUGCCCACAAACAAAAGAAUUCUCAAUUCAAGAAAACCAUGGAUGCCAAGAAGAAUUAUGAGCAGAAGUGUCGGGACAAGGAUGAGGCGGAGCAGGCCGUCCACCGCAGUGCCAAUGUGGCCAACCCAAGGCAGCAGGAAAAGCUUUUUGUGAAACUGGCAACUUCAAAGACUGCAGUAGAGGAUUCAGAUAAAUCGUACAUGCUGCACAUCAACAUGCUGGAGAAGGUCCGGGAAGACUGGCAGAGCGAGCACAUAAAGGCCUGUGAGGUGUUUGAGGCUCAAGAAUGUGAGCGAAUCAACUACUUCCGGAAUGCGUUGUGGUUACAUGUGAAUCAGCUGUCACAGCAAUGUGUCACAAAUGAUGAAAUGUAUGAACAAGUCCGUAAGAGUCUGGAAAUGUGCAGCAUUGAAAAGGACAUCCAGUAUUUUGUCAACCAUCGAAAAACUGGACAGACCCCACCAGCACCCAUCAUGUAUGAGAAUUUCUACUCGCCUCAGCGGAAUGCAGUCCCACCUGGAAAGACCACAGGGCCCAAUGUAGCAAGGAGAGGACCUCUCCCAGUUCCUAAACGUUUACCAGAUGACCCUGAUUAUUCCUUGGUUGAGGACUACACUUUGCUCUAUCAGUAGCACCGUGGUGAAAAGAAAGCUUUCCUCAGUUACUGCUUCUGUGACGUGAAAAGAGGCCCCGAGAGCAGCACAAUCCGUAACCAAAUCGUGUCAAUCAUGAAGACUUCCGAUGUGAACCCUUGUGGAAAAUGUUUUGAUAUUUUAAAUUUACAGUAGACAUUUGACUCAACCUAGCCAAGUAGAGGUCUGCAGAGUUCUUUUUUGUUUUUCUCCGAAAGUUUACAUACUGCCCCAGAAGGAAGAAUUAUUAUUUCCUGGUUAGUUACUAAGGAUAUGAGUGUUGUUUCCUGUCUGGAAAGCAAGGCUGCUCUGGAUCUGGAUUCUGAGUGUCGGCUUGAGCAGGCAGGGCUGCAGAAGAUGGCGUGAGCUCCCGAAGAUGCUCCUGGGGCGGUGAGAAGCCAGGGCGUGAAAACAGCGACGGCCUCUCUCAGCGGUGCAGUAUUUAAAAUCGCCGUUGUUUUCGGCUGAAGGACUUAACCAUGUCCGAUCGGACUUGCUCAUUUUACAGAUGGGGAAAUAAGACAGACGCAGCAGGGUGAGAUCAGUUUCCUUACAAUUCAGGCAGCCAGUGAGAAGAGACUGAACCAGACCUAGACGAUAAGUUUGUUCUACAGCACCAGGCUAUUCUUCUAGCCCUUCGUGAGGCUGCCAUACUCGUGCUCAAGCUAAAGAAGGGCUGGCAAGUUGGAUCAGCGAGUAAAGGUGCUUGGGCAAGUCCGAGGUCCUGAGUUCCGUCGCUGAAGCUCACAUAAGGGCGGAAGGCCUCCACACGCGUGCUGUAGCACGCACACAGCCGUGACUGACGGGUGUGCACUUUAGCCUCCACACACAUGCUGUAGUACGCACACACGGCAGGAAGAUCAUGCACCGCCUAUGUUGUAUUCACACCUGAAAAAGUGGAACACUUCAGUUGUGACAAAGCCCGUUAGCACGGCUUCUUAUUGGACAUGUCAUAAACGCCUGUGUCACUGUAGAUGACAAACAAUUCCUUUCCUUCAUACAGCAGUGUUCCCGGGAAUUUGGACAAAUUGAUUAGAAUAAGAUUGAAAGCUGGGCAUGGUGGUGCCAGCCUGUAAUCACAGCAUGCGGGAGGCUGAGACAGGAAGACUGAGUCUGAGAUUGGCCUGGGGACAUAGUGAGAGCCCAUCUCAACCCCUCCCCCCAUAAAAAGAUGGAUGAUUUCCCCUCUUUCAGUAUAAGAUGCUCCCAGCUGUGGCAGCUGCUUGUCUUGACAGGAAAUUUGCACCAGUUGGGCAUCCUUUUGAGAAACUCAGGUUUGCAAAGGUCCACUGACUUCCCCAAACUGGAAAGCCUCAGGAAAUUGUCUAUUGCACAUAGGAAAUUCUGUUUUUAAGUAUAUUAUUUAUUGUUGGCAAGUCCUCAAUGACUGAUGUUUUCUAUCAAUCAGCAUAAUUGAUGUAAACGUGUUUCAUGAGUGUAGAAUAAUAUUUUAAUAUUUUAUUGCUUUUUUUUUCCUGCUUGAC